GAGGUGCUAUCCACGGUCAAACCUAUGCGGUGUGAUGAAUAUAUCAAAAAGGGAAUGAUCGAGCUUGCAUCUGCUAUAUAUUCGGCCUUGAAGACAUCGCCAGAUCGGCUCCCCGGUAUUCCUACUAUUGACGAUUGCACCCGGGUGAAGCUGCGCUGUGCACUGCGCAGCGCUGACGGUUAUCAUCAUUUUGUCGACGAUCAAUAUAGGGGGUGCCGUAUUAGGUCACUAGAAGUUUUGGAGGACCGGGCUACUGCUCAAGUCGAGGUUGAAGACGAUCCUGAGUUGAGACAGAUAUCCAUGCCGGUUGAGCAGUUACCAACGCUUGUGGAAAGCCUAUAUGACGAAGCGGCGGAGGGUUCAGAACGGGCAGCUGUGGAGCUGUGGCACACUUUUGGAUCGGUAGGCAAGCCUUCCGGCAGAAUUUCUUAGGUUCAUAGUCAACGCCUCGGCUACUGGGACGGAGAAGUACAUGUGAGUGUGACCAGUCGUCGCACGAAAGUCAGGCAGCUAUCGCGCGAGGUCAGCCGGCCGCCUCGCCGCGACCGCCAGCCAGGUCCGGCGAGGUCUAGAUAGUGUUCGCCCGAUAAAGGGAGCCAAAUAGGAGCCGCUGCACGUUGACCAAUCUCUAGGGGCGUUGGUUUGCCGUCAUCGUG
Messenger RNA from Cladophialophora immunda, 656 nucleotides. RefSeq lists its product as uncharacterized. NCBI's taxonomy places the organism in Eukaryota, Fungi, Ascomycota, Eurotiomycetes, Chaetothyriales, Herpotrichiellaceae. The record is from RefSeq and is a predicted model, not a curated record. The transcript has a single exon. The annotation marks the transcript as partial.